AGCUGUCAUCAGUCUACGUUACAACAAUUUCAUUUAUGGCAAAUAACACAUAAAAGCCUAGCUUUUUGCCGUCAAAACGUUAAUGUAAUUAUACUAAUUGAGUUAAUUAGUCAUUUCCUUUUCUGUGACAUGUUCUUUAGUUUAUAAAACAUGCGUGUUGACCAUGCAAAAAUAUCGAUCCAAUUUUCUUGUAUUUAGGCCAAUAAUUUUGCAAAUAAAUAGUAGUUUGAGUGAUUUAUUUCCGUAUUAUCGCGGAGAUAAUGUUGUUUGUUUUGUAAACCUGACGGCAGAGCAGUGACGCCCACAUUUCUUUGUCUGUUCCCAGGAGAGAAAGUUCAGCAUAAUGGCAAGUGUGAGUGGCAGCUCCGCAGUGCUGGACCUCAAUGACGCUGAUGCGGAGGACACGGAGGCGCCGUCUGUCGCCGACGACGUCCAGGAGGGGGCUCCACUUAUCAUGGAGCAUGGAUAUGAUAUUGCUGUCAAGGUGGACGCGCCACUGAAGCAGCUGUCGACGCUGGAGACGUUCGUGACGUACCGCGUGCGCUGCGUGUGCGCACGCUGGGCCUCCCCGCCCGCCGUGCGGCGGCGGUACAACCACUUCAAGGCCCUCCACGCCCGCCUGACGCAGCGCUACCCCCUGCUGGCCAUACCCCCCCUCCCACCUCUCCACUCGGCUCGGCAGCAACUGGACCGGUACUCGCCCGGGUUCGUGCGCGUGAGAUGUGCGCAGCUGCACUGCUUCUGCGAUCGUGUGGCGAAGCAUCCCAUCCUGACAUACAGUGAAGAUUUUCAGUUGUUUCUCACCACGCCCGACGAAGAAUUAGACAAGCUCUUCAAAAGUGAAAACAGCGCUCUCAACCUCUGGGGGCUGAGCAGCGCGAUAUACGGUAACAGUUCGGACAUGAAGCAAACUACUAAUGGUGCAAGAGUAAAAGACCCGGAGUUCUCAGCGGCGUCCGACUACCUCCAAUCCCUGCAACAGAAACUGACCACGCUAUGCUCGCUCACCACCAAACUCUACAAGGGCACCGCGCAGCUCAGCACUCAGCUUAUGACCAUGAAGCGCGCGUGCGACCUGUGGUCGUGCUCCAGCAGCGGGCAGCUGGCGCGCGGCGUGGCGGGCGCGGGCGCGGGCGCGGGCGCGGCGGCGGCGGCCACGGCGCGCCUGCCCACCCCGCUGCGGGCGCGCGCCGUGCUGCCCGCGCUCGCGCUCUACGCCAACGCCCAGCAGGCGAAGAUCCGGCAGCGGGACGCCAUGCAUGCGGCGCACGUGUCGGGUUCGGGCGCCGCGGACGUGCACAACCGGCUGUCGCAGGCGUCGGAGGCGCUCCGCAGCGACCUGGCCGACUGGCGCGGCAAGACGCGCCGCGACCUCACCGACAUCCUGCGGGACAUGGCCGCACACCACACCGCCAUGCACACGCAGAUCUUAAUGGGUUGGGAGCACGCGUUGAGACUGUCGACGGAGGCUAACGUCGACGACCUAUUUAAAACAGUGUCAAAAACCGCGGUGCAGAACCUCUCGCCUUCGAAAUGCAGAGCUGAUACAACCCCCACGGAAACCGACAAGGACUUCGACGAUCUAGACAACUACUCAGAUUCUGAUCUGCAAGAGUUGAGGUUGGAAGACAGCGAAAGGAAACAAGAAAAUGUAAUUUUAGACACAAACUCUGUCACGAGAAAUGACAAUGUUAUCAACGAGAAUACGUCCUUGGACAAGACUGCGAGUUCUGAAGAGAAGGAGAUGGAAGACAUCAUAGAGUUGACCAGUGAUGGAGACAUUUUCGAAAGGUCAGACUCGAAGGAAAAUGGGUUCUCGACGUCGAAAGAAUCGAAAGUCGAAACGAUAUCGGACCCGUUGCAAGACUUCGCCGAAGUGGACUUGUCUUCAUGAUUUUACGAUUCAUUAUUCUGCAAUGUUUUGAGAGAGUUCUAAAUUUUUUUAUUUUGAGAUUAACCCAGUUUAAAAUGGCCACAUCGAAGCAAUUGCCUAAUUGACAGUUGUAGCAAUAAAAUAUGAAACAUGUCGGGUCUACAUAAAAAAUACAAUUGGAUAAUUAAUGGUGCUCCUGUAAACACCAUCUAAUUUUAUUUUAAGUUAUAUCUGUCUUUUUCUUAUCCGCCGAAAGGAAAAGGGACGGGAAAUCGACAAGCAUAAAAUUUAUGGAACACACGUCAAUUUUAAGCACAAAUCUAAAACAACCCUAUAAACAUUUUGCAUUGGCUAAUAAUCCGAUAGAAUUAUGUUGACAGCACACGUCAAACGGUUUACAUACCAGCGAGAUACCUUUUUGAUUCGCCCGGGUUAUCCAUUAAUUUACUCAUUCUUCCUAAAUUUAAGAGCUGUCAAUCAUCCGUCCCUUUCCUUUUCGGCGGGUAAGAAAAUGACGGGUAUUCCCGUUUUUUUACUUCCCGUAAUUUUACUGAAAGUAAAAUUAGGAGGUGUCUGCAGGAAUCGGGGCCAUUAUAUAAUUAUUAUUCAGAAUGCGAUUUUUUAUCUUUGUAUUACAAGACCCAAAACACGGGCGGCCUUGUUGAGCUGCAUGUGACGUCACAUUUCACAAAAUAUAUAUUUUUUUUGUUUUGGUUUUCCCCGAAGGGUAAGGCAAAGGGAACUAUGCCCAUACAGCCAUGUCUGACGUAUUUUUUUUCUUGAUGAUUAAUGAAAUGAUGAAAGGUGAUGAUGAUGAAACCUAAGCCCCCACCCUCGGAGUAGACUCCUACUCCGAACCCCAAACGAAUUAACUCAAAAGUCCGCAUAAACUUUUGAGUUAUGAAGCGGCUUCCCGGCACGAAGCGAAAAUAGGCAGAUACACUUUGUUCAUUGAAUACUCCAAUAUAAUAACACUCGCGAAUGUCUUCCGACUAACUUAAUGCGAUCAUUAACCACAAAACACCACUUCGUAUUAAUUAUUUAGAUUACUCAAUGAAGAAAGCAACUGUCCCGUUCCCGUUUACCGCCAAAAAGCCCCAGGGACGUCACUGGGCAAAAUGACACAUAACCAACCGUUUUCGCGCGAAAUUUGAAAUUAAUAAAGAAAAAUAUGUUUUUUCUAUUACCUAUAUAAAACUUUUUCGAAAAAAUCAAAUAUUUUAAAUAGGUUAAAAUAUAAAAAAUAUCUAAAAAACUCGUUUCUAUAAAAUAUUUUAAAAUAAGCGUUUGUAAUUUUUAAAAUACUUACGAAAACUGUCAAGUAAGCCAAUUCAUCUAAGAAAGUAAUAUUGCUAUUUGACUUUUGUGUGCAUUGCGCACUUACUUUUAUAUGCGCAAAUGUCAAAUUGCAUUAAUGCUUUUUUUAGAUCAAUUUAUUUAUUGCAUGUCACAUGGUAUUACAGUUCUUGUAAGUAAAUAUGUACAAACAUGUGACACCCUGCAAGGGCAAAGCAAAAUUGCUUCGAUGCGGCCUUUUAACCCCCUGAUUCGUGUAGACACCUAAUUUUAUUUUAAGGUACACCUCACAGACAAACUUGUGCUGAAAUUUUUAAACUUUUUUUUUGUAUUAGGAAUAAAAUUUGAAAUUCACGUCGCGGGAAAAUUUCGGUUUUUUUUUUAAAGAUGCAUUACAUUUUUAUCUCCCGGGGCCGAGCAUCUAGAACUUCUGUUUUGAUAGUCAAUUUGUUAUUACAGAUGUAAAGGAUCAAUUAAUAUUAUAUCUACUUAUAGUUCUUACCUAACCAAAGCAAUAUAUAUCAUAAUCUUCAAUAAUAACUAGCAUAUAGUAUAGAGAAGCAAAAGAUCUUUGAUCAUAAUAUAUAUUUAUUAACAUAACAUUAACAGCCUAUAUGCGUCCCACUGCUGGGCACAGGCCUCCCCUCAAUCAACCGGAAGGGAAUACUCUACCACGCUGCUCCACUACCGAUUGGUGGAGACAUUUGGUCUAGUAGCCCGGGACCAACGGCGUAACGUGCCUUCCGAAGCACGGAAUCAUCAUUCUUUAUUAUCUAGAAGAUUUGUCAGGUCCGGUUUUUUACAGAAGCGACUGCCUGUCUGACCUUCCAACCCGCGAAGGGAAAAGCAACCCAAUACAAGUUAGGUCACAUACCUCCGAAAAUGCAUUUCUCGGGAAUGUGGGUUUCCUCACGAUAUUUUCCUUCACACACGCACUAGGCAGUCGUUUCUAUAAAAAACUGUACCUGAUAAAUCUUCAGGUGAUGAUAAUCUUUCGAAUACAUUUUGAGUAUUGCGUAUUUUAAAUCUGUUAUAAUUACUUAUAAUGUAAAUAUUACAAACUUUUUUUGACGUGACUUAUUGUAGAUUUGCCGCAAAUGGCAUUAACUACUUGGCCGGACAAAUGGGGAGCGCUGAGGGUUCUCACCCGGUGCAAAAUUUAAGACGUCAGGUCUAAGGGUGCCCAGUUGUCGCCAACCUCGGCUCAGGCCGUCGUCUGAGAGGAAUAUUACAAGCAAUGUAAGUUAUCUGUAUAUAGAGUUUUAUAUUUAUUCAAUAAUAAAUUUAGAUUUUUUACCAA
Molecule: messenger RNA, 4469 nt
Organism: Pectinophora gossypiella (pink bollworm)
Lineage: Eukaryota; Metazoa; Arthropoda; Insecta; Lepidoptera; Gelechiidae
Product: sorting nexin-7-like
Exons: 10
Coding region: 344-1894 (516 amino acids)
Molecular function (GO): phosphatidylinositol binding
Source: RefSeq, a predicted model, not a curated record